This is a messenger RNA of Corylus avellana, 1494 nucleotides long. It is a transcript of the gene TLP7, whose product is annotated as tubby like protein 7. NCBI's taxonomy places the organism in Eukaryota, Viridiplantae, Streptophyta, Magnoliopsida, Fagales, Betulaceae. Gene Ontology annotation, molecular function: protein binding. The record is from RefSeq and is a predicted model, not a curated record.
CAGCCUCACAGCACAAAACUCUCUCUCUCUCUCUCUCUCUCUGGGCUGUGAGGACGCGGAAUAGCGAUGUCUCUGAGAAGGAGCUUUUUCUCUCGGAAAUUCUCCAAGUCAUUCAGGGAACUGAGCGUAGAGAGGAGCGGGCGGGUCCGCGACGCCGAGGACGGGGCGGUGGGGUCAGGGGCGGCGCAGCCCGAGGGGUCAUGGGCGGGCAUGCUGCCGGAGCUCCUGGCGGAGAUCAUACGGCGCGUGGAGUCGAGCGACGGCGAAUGGCCGCUCCGCCAGAACGUCGUUGCCUGCGCCUGUGUCUGUAAGCGCUGGAGACAGAUCACGAAGGAGAUCGUUAGACCACCUUCCCUCAGUGGCAUUAUCACUUUCCCUUCUUGUCUCAAACAGCCAGGCCCACGCGAAUUCCCACAUCAAUGUCUUAUAAAAAGGAACAAGAAGACGUCAACGUUUUACCUUUAUCUCGCCCUUUCUCCCUCAUUCACAGAUAAGGGAAAGUUUCUCUUGGCAGCACGAAGGCAUAGGAACGGUGCACAUACUGAGUAUAUUAUAUCACUUGAUGCUGAUGACCUAUCUCAAGGAAGUAAUGCUUAUGUUGGAAAGUUAAGCUCGGACUUCCUUGGCACAAAUUUUACAAUCUAUGACAGCCAGCCACCACACAAUGGUGCAAAACCCUCAAGUAGUAGAGGCAGCCGCCGUUUUGCAAGCAAGCAAAUUUGCCCCCAAGUUCCGGCUGGCAACUUUGAGAUUGGGCAGGUCUCUUAUAAGUUCAACCUUUUGAAAUCUAGAGGUCCAAGGAGGAUGGUUUGUUCAAUGAAGUUCCCAUCGCAAGGAGAAACUGCCAAUGCCAGGUCUCCUGACAAUUCAACGGUGAAGAAACCUGAGUCAUCUACUUCUGGAUAUACAGUUUUAAGGAACAAAGCUCCAAGGUGGCAUGAGCAUUUGCAGUGCUGGUGUCUGAAUUUCCAUGGUCGUGUGACAGUAGCAUCAGUGAAGAAUUUUCAACUGGUUGCAAUAGCUGAUCAAAGUCAGCCAGGAGGAAAAGGAGAUGAGGAAACAGUUCUGCUUCAGUUUGGGAAGGUGGGAGAAGAUAUCUUCACCAUGGAUUAUAGGCAGCCCUUGUCAGCUUUCCAAGCAUUUGCAAUUUGCAUGACCAGCUUUGGUACAAAAUUGGCGUGUGAGUAAGAUAUCCUGGUGUUAUUAUUAUGUUUAUUAUCCCUAAAGUGGUGCCCGUGGAUGUUUUGAAUUUAACUUAUCUGCUUUACAUCACUAUCUAUAGCUUUUGAGUGGCUGGUGAAGGGGGGGAUUAUGAUGUACAUGUUGCUAUUGUAUGCUUAUGACAAUGACUUUUGCUGAAAUUAUUGGGUAGCAAACAAAUAUUAGAACCAGCGAGCAUGUUGGUUUUUCUAAUCUACAUUAUUUUGCACAUUUGCAAAUUUGUGUAAAUUGUAAAAUAAUUAUUAAAAUGUGGAUUUAAAGGUUGUACCCUUA